Cavia porcellus (domestic guinea pig) is the source of this 4359-nucleotide messenger RNA. RefSeq names its product major facilitator superfamily domain containing 8 (gene Mfsd8). Gene Ontology annotation, cellular component: lysosomal membrane. NCBI's taxonomy places the organism in Eukaryota, Metazoa, Chordata, Mammalia, Rodentia, Caviidae. The transcript is spliced from 12 exons. The coding region runs from base 561 to 1988 and encodes 475 amino acids. Gene Ontology annotation, biological process: transmembrane transport. The record is from RefSeq and is a predicted model, not a curated record. Gene Ontology annotation, molecular function: transmembrane transporter activity.
CACUCGCAGUCCUCACCGAGGCCGCAGGCAGCUGGGGGUCGGGGGUGGGUGUCGCGAGAGUUGUGACCCUGUGACUAUGGCGAGUCCGGGGGUCGAAGCUGAACGAGAGGCGCUCUUAGGCGACCACACAUCCCGAAGCCGGUGAGUUGAUGCUGGUGGAGAGGCACUAAGCCUUCUUGCGCUGCUGUUGGCACUGGCACCCUUCGUGGCAUCAACAGCCCUGGGCGGAACCAUCACACCGAGAGGUGUCCUCGCGGCCGCAGGUGUCGGGAUCCUGGAGUCACUCGCAGCUUCAGGCUUCUGGUGGGAAAGGCUCCUGGUCGCGCGGCAGUGAGCGCGUGGCUCGGGUUCUCAGCCUAAAAAGAAAACAGAAAAACAAGCAAAAUAAAUGAGUUGACUGGGGACUACUAGCAGAUAAUUUGCAAUACAGGUUACGCUGGCGACGGCAGACGUGGGAGGGGGAAGUCUUUCAAAGAGAAUCCUGCAGAGAAUGGGACAUUAUAGAAACUCAAGAGCAUUAUAAGAGCAGAUGGAGAUCUAUUAGGAUUCUUUAUCUUACUAUGUUUCUCAGCAGUGUAGGGUUUUCUAUUGUGAUAAUGUCAAUAUGGCCUUAUCUCCAAAAGAUUGAUCAGACAGCUGAUGCACGUUUUUUGGGCUGGAUUAUUGCUUCAUUUAGCCUUGGCCAGAUGGUAGCUUCACCUAUAUUUGGUUUGUGGUCUAAUUACAGGCCAAGAAGAGAACCUCUUAUCAUCUCCAUCUUUAUUUCGGUGGCAGCCAACUGCCUCUAUGCUUAUGUCCAUGUCCCAGCUUCUCAUAAUAAAUACUACAUGUUGAUUGCUCGUGGAUUGGUGGGAUUUGGAGCAGGAAAUGUAGCAGUUGUUAGAUCAUAUGUUGCUGGUGCUACUUCCCUUCAAGAAAGAACAAGUUCCAUGGCAAAUACAAGCACAUGUCAAGCACUGGGUUUUAUUUUAGGUCCAGUUUUUCAGACGUGUUUUGCACUCAUUGGAGACAAGGGCGUGACAUGGGAUGUGAUUAAGCUGCAGAUAAACAUGUACACUGCACCAGUCUUACUUGGCGCCUUCUUAGGAGUUUUAAAUAUUGUUCUGAUCCUUGCUGCAUUCAGAGAACAUCGUGUGGAUGACUCAGGACGACCAUGUAACAGUAUUAAUUUUGAAGCAGCAAAUACAGAUGAAGUUCAGAUUUCACAAGGCAGUAUCGAUCAAAUUGCUGUUGUCUCCACCAAUGUUCUCUUUUUUGUGGUUCUAUUUAUCUUUGCCCUUUUUGAAACAAUCCUUACUCCAUUAACAAUGGAUAUGUACGCUUGGACUCAAGAACAAGCUGUGUUAUAUAAUGGAAUCAUACUUGCUGGUCUUGGAGUGGAGGCAGUUGUUGUUUUCUUGGGGGUUAAAUUACUUUCCAAAAUGAUCGGUGAGCGUGCUGUUCUGCUGGGAGGACUCCUGGUGAUAUGGGCCGGCUUCUUUAUCUUGCUGCCUUGGGGGAAUCAGUUUCCCAAAAUACAGUGGAAAGAUUUACAUAAUAAUUCAAUCCCUAAUGCCACAUUUGGGGAAAUCAUUAUUGGUCUUUGGAAGUCACCGAGAGAUCAGAACGAACUACCAACUGGUUGCCCAAUUGAGCAAGCGUGGUGCCUCUACACCCCAGUGAUCCACAUGGCACAGUUCUUCACAUCAGUGGUGUUCAUUGGCAUGGGCUAUCCAGCCUGCAAUGUCAUGUCCUACACUCUGUAUUCAAAAAUUCUAGGACCAAAACCUCAGGGUGUGUACAUGGGCUGGUUAACAGCUUCCGGAAGCGGAGCGCGGAUCCUGGGGCCUGUGUUCAUCAGCCACGUGUAUAGUUACCUGGGCCCGCGGUGGGCAUUCGGCCUUGUGUGUGGAAUAGUGCUGCUCGCCAUCGCACUCCUGGGAGUGGUUUACAAAAGACUCGUUGCCUUUUCUGUAAGAUAUGGGGGGAUUCAGGAGUCUCCCAGCUAAGGCCUGGUGGAAAGUACCAGGUACAUGGCACUUUCAGUCUAAGGCUUUGCUGGACUAAUGCUGUAAACCAGUCUCCAAAGCCAGGCUGUAGACUUUGCACAUUUUGAAUUACAAGAACAUAUAACAGAGGGAUUUGUACAUGUAAUUGUGAAUACAAUACAUAAAAACAUUCUAGGCUAUAACUUCUUUAUCUCAAAAAAGAAGUAUUCUAAUACUGCCUUUUUUGGGGUUUCAGGAACUAAGAGCAAAUAGACAGUGGUUUGUGAAUAUGAAGUUGCCCUCUUUAAUACAAACCUGCAGAGGUGUCAUUAAAAUAAUGUUACCUGUGCUGUGAAAGCAGCAGCAGAGCAGAACAAAACUCUAGAAGAAUUUUAUUUAUUCAUAGAUAUUUUCUAUUAUCCAGUCUUUAAUAAAAAUCACUCAAAUCCUUAUUUAACCUGCCUAUCAUCCUGCCUUACCUUAAGUCUCUGUUCUAAUAUUGCACCUCUUACUUUAACUCAAGAUUUCACCAAUCCCUAAAUUAACAUGAAGAAGAAUGCCAGCAAUUUGAACAAUAAAAAGGAGAUGGAUUGCAUUACCUUGAAUAGGGCUUUUUUUCUUUCAAGUUCUAAUAAAUAAUUCAUCUUAGAAACAGAAACCAGAUAUAUUACUGCAUGUAUGUACUAAACCAUAAAUGAGUUCUUAAAAUUAUUGCUAUUUCCUAACUCCUCUAAACUCUACAGAAACUUUCAUUAUUAAUACUUUCCUGUCACUCAGUAGUGGCAGGAAGGAGCACAAUUUUCAGUGUGUGUACAUACUGUUAUUUAUAACUAUAGAAUUUUAGUUGGACUUUAAAUUUGAAUGGAACUUAAUGGCCGUAGACAUGCUAAUAACUAUUUGAGGCAAUGGCUCUCACUUAAGUUUAAUGAAUCUAUUGAAAGUUGGCUAAAACACUAUGUGUACACUUCUACCUCUGCGGGAGUCUAAUGCUGAUAGAUUUCUAGUAAAGAGCUAUGUGAGCUGGGCAUAGUGGUGCACACCUAUAAUUCUAGCAUUCAGACACUGAGGCCGGAGGAUCACAAGUUUGAACUCAGUCCCCCCAGUACUGUAAAACAAAAAUCUGCUCCAAAAAACUCAUUUAAAAUUGCAUUAUAAAAAGCAAACAUUUCUACAUAUUUUUCUAGAGCUUUCUUUGCUAUAUUUUAAAAUAAACACUAGUCUGCUUUUUACACUAACGUUGCUAUUCUGUCAAACCCAGUUGAUCCAGCUAUAAUAAAAGGCUUAAUCUGAUAGAAGUCACCCUGUGACUGAAUUGUGGCAGUUUGGGAAUGUUUGUACUCUUCGUCUCCCAUAGCAACACUUGAGUAGAUUUAACAGAAACGCAGCCAGAAUUCCCGGUAUUUGGGGGAAGCCUUGCAGUCGUUCCUACCUAUUACCUUCUACUUUUUAACUCCCACAGUCCUCCUGGUCUUUUGUUUUUUGGGUCACUUUAUCCUAGAUAGUAAUUUCACCAUUUGGGUAGUUUGCAUAAUAAAAUAAUAGCAAUGGAAAGGAAAUAUUAUGGGCAAGUAUUUCUAUAUUCCUGGUAAUGUGUAAGGUACAAUUCUCACAGCAGUAUUAUAGGGAAAAGAUACCAUUAUGAUUCCAAUUUUAGAGGUGAGAUAAUGAGACAGAUUUAGUUAUGGUGUUAAUUAUAAUCCAGAUAAACUGUAGCCUUACAAAAAUGAUAGCACCUUCCUUUCUGUUGCACACUCUUUGGGGAAAAGUCCUCACUUUCAGUAUGAAGUGCACGGUGGCAGAGAAGACAGGGAAGUGACAUAAGUUUGGGUAAAGAGCAGGGACACGGGGGCUGGGGAUUUAGCUCAGCGGCAUAAGCACCUGCCGUACAAGCAGGCGGUCGUGAGUUCGAUCCCCGGGCUCAAUAAAAAGAUUAAAAAAAAAAAAAAAAAAGGGCAAGGACGUAAAAUAAGAAAUUGCCCAGUUAAGUCUUGAGUAGGAUAAAACAAGUAUAAAUUGAAAACAGAUGAUAUGAGACUCUAAGGUAUUAAAACAUGGCCAAGAAUACUAUGUAUUUAAGGAAUAUUAUUUUGGAAAAUCUGAACUCAAAGAGGGGUGCUUUUCAUAAUUGUACUGGUUUCAUAACUCCACAAAGCAUCUCUAUUCUGUUAACCUUGUCUACAUUUAAACUCUUCCAGUUCGUAAGCUUUCAUACAAAGCUGUUUUGCAUAAAAUGAAUUUGUAAUUUAUUUUAACGUGGAUAUACUAGCUGCAUCUGUUAAAAAAUAUAUUAACUUGGAAAGAAAUUCAUGGUACUUUACUAUUGUAGAUGUAUUUGUAAUUUAUGUCUGUUUUACAUUGUUUGUUCAUUUUCUAAUAAACAAGGUUUUACCUA